CUCACCAUCUUCUCUUCUCCGUUUCCUUGCACUCAAAACUACUUUGUCUUGCUUCAAUGGCUUUCUCCUCUCAACACCUCCUCCUCCUCCUCCUCCUCUUCCCUCUCAUCUUAUUCCAAUCUCUGGCCUCGGCAGCUACAUGCAGCAACUGCUUCACCCAAUCGAGGGCAGUUUACUACCCAAACUCUGACAAAGAGGGAACCGAGAAUGGGGCAUGUGGUUAUGGCUCAUUUGGUGCAACACUCAAUGGUGGGGAUGUCUCGGCUGCAUCCAAUCUUUAUAGGAAUGGUGUAGGUUGUGGUGCGUGCUAUCAGGUGAGAUGUACUAAUAGUAACUACUGCUCGACCGAUGGUGUAACAAUCGUGAUCACAGACUCAGGAGCGAGCGACGGCGCCGACUUCAUUCUUAGCCAACAUGCUUUCGCUAAGAUGGGUCAGACUGCUGAUGCAGGAGCCUCUCUAUUAGCUCUUGGCGUGGUCGGCAUCGAGUACCGGAGAGUUUCAUGCAGCUACCCAAAUAAGAACAUCACUUUCAAGAUUGAUGGGAGCAGCAACUUCCCAUACUACUUGGCCUUUGAAAUAUGGUAUCAGCAAGGAAAUCAGGACAUUACUGCUGUUCAGUUAUGUGAGACUGUGAAUUUAACAUGCAAGCUAUUGGAGAGGAGCCAUGGAGCCGUGUGGGCAGUGGUCUCUCCUCCAACUGGACCCCUGUCUAUAAGGAUGCUACUGAGCGGAGGAGAUGAUGCAGAUGAGACAUGGAUGGUGCCAACUAACAAUAUACCACAAAACUGGACGGCUGGAGCAAUCUAUGAUUCAGGAGUACAAGCGGAGUAGAUGCUGAUAGUACACCUAAAAUUAUUGUAUCAUGACACUGAUCAAUGUGUUCGUUAUUAUUCCUUCUGUUGUUUUGCCUUUUAAUUAUGUAAGCCUUGUUGGAAUAAAUACUAUUCUAGUAAUAGACCAAUAAACUUUGAUUUCAUAUUAUUGAACAAA
Messenger RNA from Phoenix dactylifera (date palm), 992 nucleotides. RefSeq names its product expansin-like B1. Lineage: Eukaryota; Viridiplantae; Streptophyta; Magnoliopsida; Arecales; Arecaceae. Gene Ontology annotation, cellular component: extracellular region. The record is from RefSeq and is a predicted model, not a curated record.